AUGAAUAGCGGUCGGGCACGUGUACCGAAAUGUGCUCGAUGUCGAAAUCAUGGCCUUAUAUCUAGUCUACGUGGCCACAAAAAGGCAUGUGCCUAUCGAGAUUGUCAGUGCCCCAAGUGUGGAUUGAUAAAGGAGAGGCAAAGGAUCAUGGCUGCUCAGGUCGCUUUAAAAAGGCAGCAAGCGGCAGAAGAUAAAAUCGCUCUACAUUUAGCUUCAGUCGAGAGUGGAACAGCUAUGGAGGCUUUACCACCCGGCCGUAUAUACGGUAUGCGAGUUACGGGUCCCUGUCCUAGUCCUGGUCCCGAACCAGAUUCUGCUGCUGAUGAUCAAACUCCGAUACAUAUCGAUAGCGAGACAAGCGAUUCUCUACCGGACUGUUGCAGCGUGACUCCCGAUUCCGUCGGAAACACUAACAUAGCGACACGAUCAUGCAUAGAUUCGAAUGAGGAAAGUUCAAGCAGCGUGAGUUCUGCGGGGUUGGAGAUGUUACGUAAGCUGUUUCCAGGGAAGAAGCGAUCUGUAUUGGAGCUCGUACUGCGACGAUGCAACCACGAUCUGCUCCGUGCUGUUGAACACUGUAACGCCAUACAUGUAAAGAAUUUCAUUUUACAAAAGGCUCAUCGAGACAAAUCGUCUGCAAGCAUUGAUUCAAGCUCGAGUCUUAGAUUUGAGUCAGUAUCUAGUUCAGAAGAAGUAGAAACUAGAUGGUCUGCUUUUCGUCCGGUCGGGCCCAGAGCGCCGUUGCUACCUACGCUUGUGAUGGGUCGAGUGUGUGGUUCGGAAUGGCUGGUACCGCUGCCAGCGCUUCCUACACUAUCUGCUCCAUUACUGUUGCCGCUUCAGCAUCCACAUGCCCCGCCUACAUCUUGUACUCCUGAUUGCAGACAAUGUAACAGCCAUCAUUAA
Messenger RNA from Vanessa atalanta (red admiral), 906 nucleotides. RefSeq names its product doublesex- and mab-3-related transcription factor 3 (gene dmrt93B). The transcript has 5 exons. The record is from RefSeq and is a predicted model, not a curated record. Bases 1 to 906 code for a protein of 301 amino acids. Gene Ontology annotation, molecular function: protein binding; DNA-binding transcription factor activity, RNA polymerase II-specific; RNA polymerase II cis-regulatory region sequence-specific DNA binding. Gene Ontology annotation, biological process: regulation of transcription by RNA polymerase II; sex differentiation. Gene Ontology annotation, cellular component: nucleus. Lineage: Eukaryota; Metazoa; Arthropoda; Insecta; Lepidoptera; Nymphalidae.